Rotaria sordida is the source of this 972-nucleotide messenger RNA. NCBI's taxonomy places the organism in Eukaryota, Metazoa, Rotifera, Eurotatoria, Philodinida, Philodinidae. The record is from the annotation of a GenBank genome assembly.
AUGAUUUUUGUUUGUGCCGUCAUUUUCUUCGCGCUAAUUACAACAGCAACCGCUUCUGUAGUUCCCAAUAUUCCAGCCGAUGCCCGAUGGAAGCAGUAUGGAGUGACCGUUGCUGGAGGCCAUGGAGAAGGCAAUGCUACCAAUCAAGUCUGGCUCCCUAAUGGUCUCUUCGUUGAUGAUGAUCAAACGAUAGUCAUCGGUGAAUGGGAGAAUCAUCGUAUCAUCCAAUGGAAGAUGGGUGAUACGAAUGGAGAAGUGGUAGCUGGUGGUCAUGAUAAAGGAAAUCGAUCGGAUCAGUUGCAGUAUCCAACCGAUGUAUUGGACAACAAAGAGAGUGAUAGUCUCAUUAUUUGUGAUCUAGGGAAUCAACGCGUUGUACAAUGGUCUCGUCGUAGUGGCACAACUCAAGGAAAAAUCCUCAUCGACAACAUCGAUUGUUAUGGAUUGGCCAUGGAUGAUCAGAGAUAUCUCUACAUAUCUGACUACACGAAACAUGAAGUAAGACGAUAUCAAAUAGGAGACAAGAAUAGAACUCUCGUGGCCGGUGGCCAUGGCAAUGGUACUGAUCUCAAUCAACUCUACGCUCCGGGCUACAUCUUUGUCGAUCGACAACAGACUGUCUACGUGUCAGACUAUCGCAAUCAUCGUGUGAUGAAAUGGAAUAAAGGUGCAAAAAAAGGAAUUGUCGUUGCUGGAGGUCAAGGCGCAGGGAAUGCUACGACACAAUUGUCGCUUCCUCAAGGUCUGUUCGUCGAUACGUUGGGUACCAUCUAUGUGGCAGACAAGGCGAAUAAUCGAGUGAUGCGUUGGCCUAAAGGAGCGAAACAGGGCACUGUCAUUGCGGGUGGAAAUGGUCAAGGAGCAGGAGCAAAUCAGUUCAACAAUCUCGAAGGUUUGUCCUUCGAUCGACAUGGCAAUCUCUAUGUCGCCGAUGUGCGGAAUAAUCGUGUUCAACGUUUUUCAAUCGAAUAA